ACGAUUCUGACGCUGACAGAGAAAUUAAUUUUUCAACGACAGAAUUUAGCAAAGACACUAAACUAAUUAUAACUGGCUCGAACGCUGUUACUGCUCGUAUUCUGGAAACGAUAACAUCGUUCAGUUAUCAAAAAUCAAUAGCGACAAGUGCCGAGAAAGAAAGAACGGCGGAAUCAAUUACCCCUAUUAUAUUUAGCACCACGCAGACUAAUGUCGUGAAAAAGCAUGGUAUUGAGAAAAUGCGUAAGAAAGAUGACUUCCCUGUAUCGUACGAUUAUGAAGUCAGCGACUUUAACUUAGGGAAAUCUAAGAAUGUAAAUAGUCGGGAAAUUUUUUACGUAAAACCUACCAACGAGCAAAGUCACGUUUAUUCAGAUAAAAUUUCUACUAACCCGACCGAAAGUUUUAAUCAAAGUCCUCCGAAUAAUCGGACUGGCGGUGUAUCCCAAGUCUUUGAAGAGGUUCCAUGGAAUUUCAUGAAUUCUACUGUUUCCUCUAAUAAGAUUAAAAAGCCUUCGAUCUAUAAAAAUACUCCGCUUGGCAGUGAGUUUUGGAAAUACACGAUAAUUUCAGCAAAAGUUUCUACGGUUACUGCAGAUCCGACGUUAACGUCGCAGACAAAAGGGACGGGAAGGUACAAAGGAAAUUUGAUAAAAUCUAAAAAACGCGGGAGCUCGAACACCGAUAUUGAAAAAAUGUUUAGGUGGUUUUUUACUUUCGGUCACUCAAGUAAAAACAAUUCGGUUAAUCGAGGCGUCUACAUCGAAUGCAAAGGAAAGAGUGACAACGGCAAAGAGUAACCUCGCCAAACGAUAUUUUUCAUCUGCGAGGUAUUAGAAUAAAUUUGCAUAUGCGUAUCUUUUAAAAGGCAAAAGUUUGGAUGGUUUUGAAUCGACGAUAAUAAAAUUGUUUGACUUUCA
This is a messenger RNA of Bombus pascuorum, 920 nucleotides long. RefSeq lists its product as uncharacterized. Lineage: Eukaryota; Metazoa; Arthropoda; Insecta; Hymenoptera; Apidae. The transcript is spliced from 2 exons. The record is from RefSeq and is a predicted model, not a curated record. Bases 240 to 800 code for a protein of 186 amino acids.